Dothidotthia symphoricarpi CBS 119687 is the source of this 3025-nucleotide messenger RNA. RefSeq lists its product as uncharacterized. Gene Ontology annotation, cellular component: catalytic step 2 spliceosome; U4/U6 x U5 tri-snRNP complex. Gene Ontology annotation, molecular function: protein binding. The transcript has 2 exons. Lineage: Eukaryota; Fungi; Ascomycota; Dothideomycetes; Pleosporales; Dothidotthiaceae. Gene Ontology annotation, biological process: spliceosomal tri-snRNP complex assembly; mRNA splicing, via spliceosome. The record is from RefSeq and is a predicted model, not a curated record. Bases 224 to 3025 code for a protein of 933 amino acids.
AUAUACCUCAUUACGACCACACUUUGCUACUCGGGACCGCUUGAGCGCGCCAAUCGCUACGACACGUCGAACUUGAAGAAGCUGCAACUCGUAUCGUUCGACAGCUUGAUACUUCGCCGGACGACAGUGAGAGGACCAAUAGAGCAUCAAGGGCCUCCACAACCCUCCCGGCCUGCAAUUAUAACCACCCGUUCAACCACAUAAACGCGACAAUACCGUCAAUAUGAGUGGCCGUCGCGACUUCUUGUCGAUGCCUGCGCCCGAGAACUACGUAGCUGGUCUCGGGCGUGGUGCUACUGGGUUCACAACUCGAAGUGAUUUGGGCCCAGCUCGCGAGGGGCCUUCUGAGGAGCAGAUGAAGGAGAUGCUGGCAAAACGUGCGGCAUCUCUAGGGCAGGCAGCUCCUUCCGCGUAUGGCGUGACAGAGAAGAAAGAGGAGGAAGAGGACGAGGAGGAGAAGAGGUUCCAAGAUCCCGACAAUGAAGUCGGUUUAUUUUCAAGCGGCAUGAACUACGACAAGGAAGAUGACGAGGCAGAUCGGAUAUACCAGGAUGUAGAGGAGAAGAUGGACAGACGGCGACGAAUCAGAAGGGAAGCUCGCGAGCAACAAGAACGUGACGAAUACGAGAAGAACAACCCGAAGAUCCAACUACAAUUCGCCGACCUGAAGCGUGCGCUCGGUGCCGUGUCCGAAGAAGAGUGGGCCGCGUUGCCUGAAGUAGGAGACAUGACGGGAAAAGCGAAGCGCGCGAGAGAGGCUCGCAUGGCAAACUCGAGGUCGUACGCGGUGCCGGAUAGUGUACUGCAAGCUGCGAGCAAGUCGGGAGAGCUGGACACGUCAAUCUCCUCCAACGACGCCGAUUCUGGAACUAUGACAAAUUUCGCUUCCAUCGGAGCCGCACAACUGUCAGCCCUUACUGUCCGAUUAGACUCGGCGGCCUCAGCUGCUCCUGGCACACAGACGGCGACAACGUCCGGAACAGCGACAACGGUCGAUCCGAAAGGCUACAUUACUGCAUUGGAUAGGAAACAGGCAGCGGGUGAUGAAGUGCCUGUGGAGGAUAUCAACCGUGCGCGAGUGCUGCUUGAGUCGGCUGUCAAGACAAACGUCCACAACGGCCCUGGUUAUGUCGCUCUUGCACGUCUCGAAGAGGUAGCAGGCAAGAUUCACACCGCCAAGAAGGUCAUCCAGAAGGGCUGUGAGAUGUGUCCCAAGUCGAUAGUUGUGUGGGAGGAAGCUAUUCGUCUGAAUCGAGAGAACAUACACAACGCUAAGAUCAUCGCGGCGAACGGCAUCAAACUCAACCCAAAGGCUAUCAGACUAUGGCAAGCUGCUAUCGAAUUGGAACAGACGCCCGCAGCUCGGAAGAAGGUUACUCGGCAAGCCCUCGAUCACAACGCGCAGUCAGUGGAACUGUGGAAGACAUUGAUCAACGACACCGAGGAAAUUGAAAAUGUCAAGCUUCUGUUCGCCAAGGCUACCGAUACUAUACCUCUAUCGGAAGAGCUGUGGAUUUCUUACGCACGCGUAAGUGACGCUGAUGCAGCUCAGCAGGUGCUGAACAAAGCGCGUAAAGCAAUCCCUACGAGCUGGGCGAUCUGGAUACAUGCUUGUAGGUUGCAAGAAGAGCUAGGGAAGGUUGAAAUGUGCGACAGGAUCAUGGAACGAGCCGUGAAGGCAUUGAUCAAGGAGAACGCCAUGAUCAAGCGUGAGGAGUGGUUAGCUCAGGCUGAGAUCUGCGAAGAGGAGGGCGACAAAGGCACAGCAGCGUCAAUUAUCAAAGCCACCGUAGGCUGGACUCUCGACGAGGACGACGAUCGACGUGACAUAUGGCUGGAAGAUGCCAAGUCUAUUUCGAGUCGUGGCCGCUACGAGUCCGCUCGUGCUAUCCUUGGCCAUACUGUAUCGAUAUUUCCGUAUUCGACUACCGUUUGGCACGCGUCUGCUGAUCUAGAGAAACACCACGGCACCACCGAAUCCCUUCUUAGCGUCCUUGAACGCGCGGUAAAUGCCUGUCCCAAUUCAGAAUCUCUCUGGCUAUUGUACGCCCGAGAAAUGUGGCACUCGGGAGAUCCUGAAGGUGCUCGCAAGGUUCUUGGACGUUCCUUCGAACAGCUACCCGGUAAUGAGAACCUCUACACCCGUGCAGUCGACUUCGAGGUCGAUGCCGGUAACUACGAGCAGGCGCGUAGUUUCCUGCAGGUCGCUCGAGAGUCUGCUGCCACUGACAGGAUCUUCAUGAAAUCCGCCGUCCUCGAGCGACAACUGGAGAACUACGAAGCAGCAAUCGACAUCUGUAACCAGGGCCUGCAAAACUGGCCCGGCAGCUGGAAACUACACGCCGUCAAAGGGCAGAUAUACGAGCAGCUAUCCAAGCUCAAGGAAGCCCAAGAAGCACUGAGCGUCGGCACCCGCGCCGCCCCCAAAUCGCCAAUCCUCUACAUCCUGCUAUCGCGCAUGCAAGAAAAGUCCGGCGCCGUCGUCAAAGCGCGCUCCACGCUCGACCGUGGGCGCCAACAGAACCCAAAGAACCCCGACCUCCUCUGCGAAGCGGUGCGUCUCGAGCGCCGCCAAAACAACGUGCCCGCCGCGCAGAAAAUCAUGGCCGCCGCACUCCAAGAAUGCCCCACGUCGGGCCUGCUCUGGACAGAGAAGAUCAUGCACCUCGAGGCCCGCACGCAGCGCAAGCCCCGCGCCCUCGAAGCCAUCAAGAAAGUCGAAAAAGACCCGCAGCUCUUCGUCGUCGUGGCGCGCAUCUUCUGGGCUGAGCGCCGGCUUGAUAAGGCCGCUACGUGGUUUACCAAGGCUAUUGUGCUCGACUCGGAUUAUGGCGAUGGGUGGGUUUGGUACUAUAAGUUCCUCGAGCAGCAUGGUACUGAGGAGAAGAAGCAGGAGGUGCUUUCUAAGGCGGCGAUGGCGGAGCCGAAGCAUGGUGAGGUUUGGCAGGCGGUUGCUAAGGAUCCGAAGAAUGCGACAAAGGGCGUGGAAGAGAUUCUUAAGCUUGCGGCGGCGAAGGCGGAGUAG